Messenger RNA from Sander lucioperca (pikeperch), 2139 nucleotides. Its product is annotated as nuclear factor 7, brain-like. Gene Ontology annotation, molecular function: zinc ion binding; protein binding. The record is from RefSeq and is a predicted model, not a curated record. The transcript has a single exon. Bases 328 to 1719 code for a protein of 463 amino acids. NCBI's taxonomy places the organism in Eukaryota, Metazoa, Chordata, Actinopteri, Perciformes, Percidae.
GUGUCUUCUCUGAGUUGCCGUAGGGCAGGAAACAGUUGGCAGACUUCCUCUUUUGAGCUCACAUGUUGAAGAUUGACAGAAAUGAAAGAGUAGUUGUUGCUGCAGGACGUGCUGUGUUGUGUAUCAUACUGUUCAUUGAUUUAUUAAGUGUUUACAGUUAGGCGCUUGGUUACACUGGGAAUACUGGAACACUUCAACCAGCUGCUGAAUCCACUUAAAGAAAGGAAGUUUUACAAGAACAGAGACUCAAAGUGAGUGUAACUUUCAGGGAACAGGGAGUGGCUGAGCUGUCUGCCUGCUGUGUUUUCAGUUUCACUCAGAGACUAAAUGGCUUCAAGAUUAGAGGAAGAUCUCUGCUGUCCUGUCUGCCAUGAAGUCUUUAAAUAUCCUGUCAUCCUGUCAUGUACCCACAGCUUCUGUAGAGACUGUCUGCAGAGGUACUGGAGACAGAAACAAGAACGUGAGUGUCCUGUUUGUAGGAAAAUAUCUUCAAAGUCAAAACCACCUUUAAACCGGGUGUUAAAGAACCUGUGUGAGAGUUUCUUACAGGAGAGAGAUCAGAGAGCUUCAGAGGUUCGCUGCAGUCUGCACUCUGAGAAACUCAAACUCUUCUGUCUGGACCAUCAGCAGCCGGUGUGUCUCGUCUGCAGAGAUUCAGAAACACACUCCAACCACAGAUUCAGACCCAUCGAUGAAGCUGCAAAACAAUGCAAGAAGGAACUUCAGGAAACUCUGGAGCCUGUAAAGAAGAAGUUAAAGGUUUUCAAACAAGUUAAAGUGAAUUGUAAUCAAACAGCUGAACACUUGAAGGCUCAGGCCCGAUGCACAAAGAGCCAGAUUAAGAAGCAGUUUAAGAAGCUUCACCAGUUUCUAGAUGAGGAAGAGGAGGCCAGGGUGGCUGCACUGAGGGAGGAAGAGAAGCAGAAGAGUAAGAGGAUGAAGGAGAAGAUGGAGGCUCUGAGCAGAGAGAUAGCAGCUCUUUCAGACACAGUCAGAGCCACAGAGGAGCAGCUGAGAGCUGAAGACGUCUCAUUCCUGAUCAACUACAAGGCUGCAGUGGAAAGAGUCCAGCAGCGCCCCCUGCUGGAUGAUCCACAGCUGCUCUCAGGAGCUCUGAUAGACGAGGCCAAACACCUGGGCAACCUGAGCUUCAACAUCUGGAACAAGAUGAAGGAGAUGGUCUCCUACACUCCUGUGAUUCUGGAUCCAAACACUGCUCAUCCAUCCCUGACCCUGUCUAAAGAUCUGACCAGAGUGAGGGUAGGAGGAGAAUAUUCACAGCUUCCUGAUAAUCCAGAGAGGUUUGAUUCUCACCUCUCCGUCCUGGGCUCUGAGGGCUUUACCUCAGGGACCCACAGCUGGGAGGUCAAGGUUGGAGACAGUAAAUACUGGGAUCUUGGUGUGUUAGCAGGGUCUGUCCAGAGGAAGGGAGACAUACGGUUAGGAUUAUGGACAAUAAUGUUCUAUAAAGGUAAAUACAAAAUGCUGUCAUCAUCAGAUCCAGACAUUGAUCUACCAUUUAGGAAGAAGCUCCGGAGGGUCAGAGUCACUCUGGACUGGAACAUAGGAAAGCUGUCGUUCUCUGAUCCUGUUACGAACACACGCAUACACACCUUCACACACACUUUCACUGAGAAGAUGUUUCCAUACAUAAGAAGUGAGGAUGAACCGAAGGUUUUACCAGCGAAGGUUGUUGUGACUGUAGAACAAAAGACAUAGAUGCAGAUAAACAUCUCUUUUUCCUCCCUGAGUCUUUGGGGAACAUGUCACCAUGUUGUCCUGAUGAUGAUGCUGGUUGGUAUUGUUUUGAGGAUAAUGUUUACACUAUUACAACAAAUAAUAUGUCAAAGACAUUAAGAUUUUAAAACAACAGACAAGCAGACUUUGACAUGUAGGUUUUCCAGGAUCUUAAUCGAGAAACCAGGUUUUCUGAGAACAUCCUGGACCAGGUCUGUUGAACUUCAGUCCAUGUUCCAGAUUUGGGUUUUAUUCAGUACCAUGAUCCAGAUACAGUUGGUGAACUUGGAAAAGAAACCAGGUUUACAGCUGCGUUUACACAACUUAUGUAACAUCAUCCGAAUGAAUCACUCUUGUUUCUGUAUUACUUAUUAAAGGUGUUCUAGGCCAGUGGUUCUCAAA